This is a messenger RNA of Cataglyphis hispanica, 1822 nucleotides long. RefSeq names its product MTRF1L release factor glutamine methyltransferase (gene HemK1). Gene Ontology annotation, cellular component: mitochondrion. Gene Ontology annotation, molecular function: nucleic acid binding; protein methyltransferase activity. Bases 190 to 1251 code for a protein of 353 amino acids. The transcript is spliced from 5 exons. Gene Ontology annotation, biological process: protein methylation. The record is from RefSeq and is a predicted model, not a curated record. Lineage: Eukaryota; Metazoa; Arthropoda; Insecta; Hymenoptera; Formicidae.
GAUAAGCGUUCAACUGAUCGUCAUCUCGCUAGCUGGCAGCAGUUUCUAUACAUAACAAAACUUAAAACACGUUUAUAAUUUUCGAUGAAUAUCUAACAUGAUCUAUCAGCUCGUGGCACAACAUCAGUGACAUCUGCUAACAUCUUAAGUCUGCAUCUCGCAGCUUCCGCAGCAUUUAAUGAAAACAUCAUGUGGUGUCGGAGUAUCCUGAAGACGCGUACUGUCUUCAGUAAUUCGUCCAUAUCUACCUAUGUGCAAUGUUUGAUGCUUAACAAUCACAGCAUUGUCACGUUGAGACAUCCAAAGCGACGGUCGUUCAGUUCGAGUGCGUGUGAAUGUACCGUCGGCGAUGUUAUUGAUCAAUGGAGUCGCCGAUUUGAGAGCGAGGGCAUAAGGGAGCCGGUAGAGUCGAUAGAACACAUAGUGGCGCACGUUAUAGGAACCAAGAAGAUAAUAGAUAUUUUGAACGUCAGAAAUGACCGACUCAAUGCAAGCCAGAUCGAAAAAUUGAAGUCGUUGUGCGAAUGUCGGUUAUCGAGAAUGCCAGUUCAGUAUAUUAUCGGCGAGUGGGAUUUUCGAGACAUCACCGUGAAACUUGUGCCACCGAUUUUCAUUCCUCGUCCGGAGACGGAAAUAUUAGUAGACUAUUUAUUGAAGAGACUGAAUUCGUCGCAACUCGAUAGUUGCGAAAUCCUGGAAAUCGGUUGCGGCUCAGGUGCAAUAUCAUUGGCUCUCGCUCACGCUUGUAAAAAGAUCAAAUGCAUAGCGAUUGAUGCAAAUCCUCAUGCGUGCGAUUUAACCAUGACUAAUCGGGACGAAUUGAACUUGACGAAUCAAAUCGUAGUAAUACACGCAACUCUAAGACCGGACGCAACUGUUGAAGUUUCCAAGAAAUUUAAUGGUGCCAGUGACGUGGAUCUAAAUUCAAGAUUGUUUGAUUUUGUAAUCAGUAAUCCGCCUUACGUACCGACGAAAAACAUACCAAAACUGCAGCCCGAGAUAAGGAUUUAUGAGGAUCUCAGGGCAUUGGAUGGCGGUGACGAUGGACUAAAAGUAAUCAAGCCACUCUUACGAUACACCGCCAGAGUAUUGAAACCUGGUGGACGUCUCUUUCUGGAAGUUGAUCCCUCUCAUCCCGAAUAUAUACAAUUUUUCACAAAAAAAUAUCCAGACUUUAAGCUCUAUCACGAACAUACGUACAAAGAUUUUUGUAAUAACGAUCGUUUCGUAGAAGUAGUGAAAGUUGCCUAAAGACACAACUCGUGAUAUUACAUUCACACGUACACACAUGUUUGCUAUUCCAAUAAAAAAAUUAAUUUUAUAUAUUAAUUUUAUAUAUUUUUGUGAUUAUUUUGUAUAUAUAUGUAUAUAGAAUAGAUUUAAUAAAAUAACGCACACGCGUUAUAUAUGUUACCUAUAUAAGUUAUAUUUAUUAUGUAUUUCAGUUAUAAAUAUGUUUCUCUACAUAUGUUGGACGGAUUGGAAUAACAAGAUAGUUAAUCCUGUACUUAAUAUCUUUCAUAAUUUUUUACAUAAAUCAAACUAAUUAUUUAUGAUUGUAUGAAAGUUGUAAAUGUAUUCUACGCAUAUAUAUAUAUAUAUAUAUAUAUAUAUAUAUAUAUAUAUAUAUAUUCUACAUGUAUCAUUACUUGUUCAAUAUGAUACUAUGUACAACGACGACUGUUUGAUAAGUCAAAUUUUAGUGGCACAAUUUUGUAAUCCAUAGCAUUGAAACUAAACGGAAUGAUCUUCUGCGAAAUGUUAGCGCUUUUAUCAUGACAUAUGUAAAAUAAUUUCAUUUUAUAUUAUAGUGAAAAAGUUU